AUGGACAUUUCCAUUGUGGCUAUCUUCAGUGAAGACCUCACUAACAACUUUGUCAUCCAUAAAACCAAUGUGUUGGAUAUCAAGAAGGAAAAUUUCAACUGGCCAAUGGCAUUCAGAUACAACAUUGCCAUCCGUACAAUGGUCAUGACAGUUCAAAAUGCCAACGGAAAGCUAGCUAACCCUGGUGUUAGGAACAAACAGUUCGAACGCAUGGCCUUUCGCAAUACUGAACGAUUCGGCGACUUUGUUCCCGCUUUCAAUGAUGUCAACCCAUACGCAGAUGGCUGUGUGAAAGCCACCUUUAACCCUAUCACCGGAGAAGACCUGCACAGUUUGAUGCACUCCCAGAAAUUGGUCAACGGCUCUGCAAUCAAUGUCAAUGGCACCAACCUUCACAUUGCCAACAACCCCUUCAGUGCUAGUUUAAUCAACAUGACCUCUAACGCCCUGAGUAAACCAAACGCCCAAUCUUGGGCUCACGCCAACCAACCAAUCUACGAUGGUCCAGGUGGGAUGCUGUACGGUAGUUGGGAUGAUUGUAGAGGUGGUGGAAGGAACGUUUGCAGUAGAGGUCGUGGUGGCAACUGGAGUAACAACUCAGGACAAGAUCAUAGUCCCCCCCUUGUAGAUUCCAUGAUAAUUCUGGCAGAGGCAAAGGUAACGGAUUGUGGCGUUGUGAUGACAGACGAGAUGACUGUCAUACUGAUGACCGCGACCACAACGGUGGGAAGCGCUAUAACGGCAAUGGGAAGGCAAAGUAAGCCUCUGACUAGAACUGUUGUUUUCAUUAUGUGUUAA
This is a messenger RNA of Melampsora larici-populina 98AG31, 798 nucleotides long. RefSeq lists its product as uncharacterized. The transcript has a single exon. NCBI's taxonomy places the organism in Eukaryota, Fungi, Basidiomycota, Pucciniomycetes, Pucciniales, Melampsoraceae. Bases 1 to 798 code for a protein of 265 amino acids. The record is from RefSeq and is a predicted model, not a curated record.